Mesorhabditis spiculigera is the source of this 618-nucleotide messenger RNA. Lineage: Eukaryota; Metazoa; Nematoda; Chromadorea; Rhabditida; Rhabditidae. The record is from the annotation of a GenBank genome assembly.
AUGGUGCUACUCGCCGAAGUCGUCGUCCUAUACCGCAAAGAGAGGAAUGAGCGGCAGCUGCGAUUCUUUUUCUAUACGCUUAUUCAGCAGAAUGGCUACUGGCUACUCGGGCUCCAAACUACACUAAUCCUGACUCAAAUCGCCAAAUAUUCCGUCGGCCGGCUACGACCCCACUUUUUGGCCGUUUGCCAGAUUCAGAAUUUAAGCGAGCUGUGCGUGGAUCCAUUAAGAUUUGUGAAAUCGACCGAGUAUAUUUGCACUGGUCCACCUGGAGAGGUGCGAGAAGCGCGAGUGUCGUUUUUCUCCGGCCACUCGGUUACGAUCACAUAUUGCUGCAUAUAUUCGGUGCUCUACCUCCAAGCCAGAAUCGGCUCCAGAACUGGCCAUUGGCGAGGCGCACUCUGCGUUUUGCAGUCAAUGCUGGUCGGCGUGGCUUUGUUCAUUUGCGCCAGUCGUGUAACGGAUUAUUGGCACCACCCGACGGAUGUGUUAACCGGCGCCGCUUUUGGGGUGUUUUGCGCAACCUGGACGGCACUCGUCUGGGCCGGAUUGUUCAGCCGCAACAAAUACGUUAAAGUUAGAUGCGAAUUAACGGAGAAAUCUUCGGACAAUAUGGCU